Molecule: messenger RNA, 981 nt
Organism: Sugiyamaella lignohabitans
Lineage: Eukaryota; Fungi; Ascomycota; Dipodascomycetes; Dipodascales; Trichomonascaceae
Exons: 1
Coding region: 1-981 (326 amino acids)
Source: RefSeq, a predicted model, not a curated record
AUGGGAGAGACAAUUGUAAUUACUGGAACAUCGGGUAACCUUGGUUCGGCUGUGUUGAAGCAUCUUCUUCAUACCGUUAAGUACCCUGCUACGGACAUUAUUGUCGCUUCGUCUAACCCUGAUGGAGUAUCUUCAGAGGUUAAAGGUUCAGGAGUGAAGGUUCGCUAUGGCGACUAUCUCAAGCCUGAAACACUUGUAAACGCCUAUGAAGGUGCCGAUAAACUGCUUAUUAUCUCAUUUCCUUCUAUGGCCCAUGAGAUCAGAGUCACUGCUCAUAAGAAUGCUUUGGAUGCAGCAGUCAAGGCAGGUGUCAAGCAUGUUUACUAUACGUCUUUGGCAUUCAAUGGCAAUCCCACUGAAGCACCAGUUAUGUUUGCUCACAGAGACUCAGAAGCUUAUAUUAAAGAGCUGCACGAGUCAGGGAAACUUGCCAACUACACUAUUAUUAGAGAGGGUAUCUACAGCGAAUCGUUCUAUCUGUACUUUGGAUACUGGAACAGAGCCACUGCUAUCGAUGAUUUCCUGAAAGUCAAGGAGAUUGUCACCUGUUGUAAGGAAGGCAGUAUUGCUUAUGCUUCAAUUGGUGACCUUGGAGAAGCUACCGCCAAGAUUAUUACCAGUCCCUCGUCAGAUGCUAAAUUCCAUAACAAGCUUAUUCUACUCAGUGGUAGUCGCAGUGUCACUCAACCAGAGCUAGCCACCAUCAUCUCCUCUACAUUAAAGCUUGACAAACCCAUUCCUCUGAAGACGGUCGACCCCGAAACCUAUGUUGAAUACCACUCAGCUCAUAGCGACAGAGAAAUCCUGAAAAAGGCGGCCGUCAUCUCAGGCGCCAUUGACAAAGGAGAGGCAUCAGUGGUGUCCAAGAGUCUUGAAGAGAUUCUCGGCAGACCCCCCAAGAGCAUUGAAACCACCGUCCAAGAAGUGUUCCAAGGCAAGCGAGGUGUCCGUCCCGUCAACGAGCCUAUCCCCAGCUCCUAA